AUGACGACCAGUAAAUGUUUGCUCUUCUUCACAAACAGUGACUAUGGCCAAGCCAAUGUCGUGCUUGCGACAGCACAUGCAAUCGGCCUCGAAAACCCAAAUGUCGAAAUCCACAUCGCUUCGUUCCAAGAACUGGAAGCUGGAGUCAACGAUGCUUCCAAAUUUAUGCAAACGUCAGCAUCGCAGCAAAAACUACCAACCCCGAAAUCCUUCAUCUUCCACAAGAUAGAAGGGAUCAGCUGGGGACCGGCUACGAAACGCCCUGGGACGGCAAUUUUCGACACGCUGGAGUUGACACCAGGAUUUGUGAACUCGGCGAAAGGUGUGGCUACUCUGCCCGCUGUCAUGGUUCCUUGGACUCCGGAGGAGUAUAUGGAGAUUUAUUGGGACACACAAAGAGUCUACGAUGAAAUCAAUCCGGAUUUGACCAUUGUUGAGCCUCUAUAUACGCACGGCUUGACAUUCUGUCAUUACCGAGGUGUGCGAUGGAUGGUCCUUUCUCCAAACACUAUCAAAGAGUUUGCGGUACCUCUUCAGCCCAAGUUGGCUGCGCUGUGGAAAUACCCAAUGGCCUGCUCAGCACUACCGUAUCCUAUACCGUGGAGUCUCAUCCCGACAAACAUCGCUUUCAGUCUGGUAGCCGGCUAUACUCUGCUCACAAACACACGCUUGAAGAAUGCAACCGAGAUUCUACGCAAAAAAGUGAAUCCUUCUAUUCAACUUAUGACAAUGAUGGAGCUUGGUGUCUUAAAACCAGCACCAGCGAAUCUAUCUAUUCUCGUCGCCAAUAGCCCCGACAUUGACUACCCAUUCACUGUAAUACCCCCGCAACUCACAUCGUGUGGUCCCAUCGUACGUGCAGCGCCGCAUAUUCGAGAGGUUGAUCCGGAUUUGGCCACAUGGCUCAGUCAGGGACCAACGAUCUACAGCAACUUGGGCACACAUCACAAGUCGAGUCCAGAUGAAGCACAUGAAAUGGCCAAAGCUUUGAAGAAAGUUCUUGACAAAGGCGAUGCACAGAGGCCUAAAGAGAGACCUCUCCAGCUUCUCUGGAAGCUGGGAAGAAUCCCGGAUAAAGAAGGAAACCCUCCACUACAAGACUCAUACAAUGGAGUGUGGGCUCCAGUGCUUGAUGAACUACAGGUAUACAUCAAACAGGGUAGAGUGCGCAUCACAGAUUGGCUUGUUGCCGAACCAAAGUCUGUGAUCGAGUCUAAAAACAUUGUAUGCUUCGUCAACCAUGGCGGAGCUAAUUCCUUCCACGAAGGGCUAUGUGCUGGGAUCCCGCAGGUUCUCUUGCCCGCUUGGACAGACUGCUACGACUUUGCUAACAGAGUUGAGCUUCUUGGUAUUGGUCGUUGGGGGAACAAGAAAGCGAAGCCACGUUGGGAGAAAGAUGAACUCUUCGACGCUAUUGCUGACACAAUCUUUGGACCAGAGUCAGCACAGAUACAAAAGACGGCUAGGGAGGUCGCUGCUUGUCAUCCAGAGUGGGAAGGUCGACAGAAGGCUGCCAAAGAGAUCAUUGACUAUCUCACAUGCACUCAGUGA
This is a messenger RNA of Fusarium pseudograminearum CS3096, 1551 nucleotides long. RefSeq lists its product as uncharacterized. Gene Ontology annotation, molecular function: UDP-glycosyltransferase activity. The transcript has 3 exons. Lineage: Eukaryota; Fungi; Ascomycota; Sordariomycetes; Hypocreales; Nectriaceae. The record is from RefSeq and is a predicted model, not a curated record. Bases 1 to 1551 code for a protein of 516 amino acids.